AUGUUUUUCGCUUCUAAAACUGGUUUUAAAAUUACCAAAGCCCUAACAAAAAAUUUAUGCUUUAUACAAAAAGCAAAUAUUACAGGCAGGGGUACGAGAGGUGGCCCCUUGGAACUGUUAAAACCAUUUCCCUACGAAGAUAGACCAUUUACUCUUUUCGAUUCAUUUUUUGACAACACUAUGUACAGAGUAUGUCAAGAAAAUGCUAAAAUUAUUGUCGUCGAAGGACCUAUUGCUUGUGGUAAAUCUGCAUUUGCCCAAGAAUUGGCAGAACAGCUGGAUAUGAAAUACAUACCCCAACCUACGAUGGAUGAUUAUUAUAUAUUAUAUAGUGGUUAUGAUUUAAGGCAGCAUGAUGAUGAAUUGCCAUCGAUUGUUCGCAGUUUUGAUCAUAGGAAAUUUUGUGUGAAUCCUACAGAUCCCAAGAGUUGUAUUUAUCAAAUAAACAUGAUGUUUUUAAGAUUUUUUCAAUAUGUCGACGCUUUAGCACACUUAUUGAAUACCGGACAAGGAGUAAUUCUCGAAAGAAGUUUUUACACUUAUGCAGCAUACAUGGAUGCAAAUCUGUAUGCGAGUACUUUUUUUAAAAAGCCACAUUUAAUCAUUUACCUGGAUAUACCGAUUCCAGUCGUACAAGAAAGAAUAUGCACAAGAAAUUAUUCUUAUGAACAAAAUUCUCCAGCUCUUACACCUGAAUAUUUACAAUCACUUGAAAAUAUAUGGAAAUUGGAUUAUUUAAAGAAUUCAAUUCGUCGCUCUGAAAUUUUAGUCUAUGAUUGGUCAGAUGGUGGAGAUGUUGAAUUAAUUGUCGAUGAUAUAGAAAAAUUAAAUUUUAGCCUUUUUAGAAGAGAUGAAAAAUUUAUUCAUUGGCAAUUAAAUAGAAGGGGUUGGGGUUAUUACAGACGAUGGCUCACUAAUGGGAAAACUACGUUUAAAAAAUAUUUCAACGCUCCUUAUUAUGUUAUACCGGAAUUGGAAAAAUAUCAACCGUACGUUUAUAAGAAAAGAGAUGACCUUUUCCAUAAGGUUACGUAUAUUUAUUUUUAUUUUUUUUUCAAGUUGGAAAAUUUAUUAACCUAUUAA
This is a messenger RNA of Pediculus humanus corporis (human body louse), 1083 nucleotides long. RefSeq names its product NADH-Ubiquinone oxidoreductase 42KDa subunit. The transcript has 4 exons. The coding region runs from base 1 to 1083 and encodes 360 amino acids. Gene Ontology annotation, cellular component: cytoplasm. The record is from RefSeq and is a predicted model, not a curated record. NCBI's taxonomy places the organism in Eukaryota, Metazoa, Arthropoda, Insecta, Psocodea, Pediculidae. Gene Ontology annotation, biological process: mitochondrial electron transport, NADH to ubiquinone.